UAUUUCAACCAAAAAAGGCUUUCAGCACAAAUAGGAGAAUAUCGCUCCAAAAAUACUCUCGUCUCAGUUCCUUCUCUAUAAAAAUCGACCCCUCAUUUGCACCAAAAAAUAUCGACCCCUCAUAGCCCUAUUCCUCACUUUUUGACCUCGACCUCCUUCAAUUCAAUGGCGCCCACAGAAGCUAAGACGAUCGUCCUGAAGUGCUCGGAUGAGGUGACGUUCGAGGUGGAGGAAGCCGUCGCCGCCAUGUCACCGAAGAUCAAGCAGAUGAUCGACAACGGCGGCGCCGCAAACGCCAUUCCAAUCCCGUUCUCGUCGGAGGUGCUGCCGAAGGUGAUCGAGUACUGCAGGAAGCACGCCGGCGAGGAAUCCGAGGAGAAUCUGAAGGAAUUCGACGCCGAGUUCGUAAAGCUCGACAUGGACGAGUUGCUUGAUCUGUCCACGAUUGCAAAUUACCUGAAAAUCAAAGGGUUGCUCGACAUCACGUGCCAGACUGUGGCGGACAUGAUAAAGGGCAUGUCGGUUGAGGAACUUCGUAAGCUUACGAGAAUUCGUGAUGCCUUAGCCCAUGAGGAGGAGAAAGAAAUUCGCAGGCAAGCUAUGAGGGAUGCUUUGGAGUGAUGACAAAUGGCCGAGAGGAUGCUCGAACGAUUAAUGUUUCUGCUAUAUGUCUAGUAGACUUAGGGUUCCCUUGGGGCAAGUGUUGAAAGUUUGAAAUAUUUGGUUUUCUUUUAUGCUUGGAAACAUUUAUUUCCCUUUAGUUCUUUCUGAUCUCACCAAAUCCAGACCCCCUUUGGAUGAUUUAUGCUAAUUCUAAGUUUCUGAAGCCCACUUUUGAUUUUUUUCAUGUUUUAGUUUGAGAUGCUUGGUUGUGUGUUGUGUUUGGUUUUGUGCUCAUGGGUUUUGGGGGCUUUUGUUGCUGAGAAUUUCACUAUUCUUGUCUGCUUGAUGGGAAUUGGGAAGUCAAAUAAUAUGCCAAUGUUGUUGGUGUUAUUUGCUUAGCCCAUGAAUUUUGAGCCCGCACGUUGGUUCCGUAUCUAGCUCACAUUCGGC
This is a messenger RNA of Striga asiatica, 1053 nucleotides long. NCBI's taxonomy places the organism in Eukaryota, Viridiplantae, Streptophyta, Magnoliopsida, Lamiales, Orobanchaceae. The record is from the annotation of a GenBank genome assembly.